GCAGAACUGAGUUCCACCCUGAUGGAGAAGAUGCAGGCCCAGGAGAUGAUGAGCGGCCUGAGGAUACCGGAGAUGGACGAUCUCGGACAGUUCUUCCGCUCCCUGCCCACCUCCACUUUGGUGGGCAUCGGCGCCCUGACCGCCGUAUUGGCUUACUGGUUUGCCACCAGACCUCGCCCCAUCAAGCCACCCUGCAGCCUGCUGCACCAAUCCGAGGAAGUGCCGCAUGAAGGUGGAGGUCGGAGAUCCAUGAUGGGUGACCCAUCCAGAUUGCUGACUCAUUACCACGACGAUGCCAGGACCAUGUAUGAGGUUUUCCAAAGAGGCCUCCAUAUAUCUGGAGAUGGACCCUGCUUAGGCUCUCGGCUCCCUAACCAGCCUUACAAAUGGAUGUCCUACAAAGAGGUGUCGGCCCGGGCAGAACAUCUGGGAUCAGGACUUUUGCACCAGGGAUGCCAGCCAAACCCCAACCAGUUCAUUGGAGUGUUUGCUCAGAACAGGCCGGAGUGGAUCAUUUCAGAGUUAGCGUGCUACACCUACUCCAUGGUGGUGGUUCCUCUUUAUGACACCCUUGGCGCAGAUGCUAUACGGUUCAUCAUUAACACUGCUGACAUCUCCACAGUAAUCUGUGACAAAUUAGAGAAAGCUCAGGUGCUUUUGGAAAAUGUGGAGCGGAAGGAGACUCCCAGGCUGCGAAGAAUCAUCCUGAUGGAUGCCUUUGGAUGUGAUCUUGUGGAGCGCAGCAAAACCUGUGGCGUCCACUUGCAUGCCAUUCAGGACGUCGAGGCACUGGGAAGAGAGCACCACAAAAAACCAAUACCUCCUGCACCAGACGACCUGUCUAUUGUGUGCUUCACCAGUGGAACGACAGGAAACCCAAAGGGAGUCAUGCUCUCUCAUGGAAACGUAGUGGCAGAUUUUGCAGGAUUCCUCAAAGUGACAGACAAAGUCAUUUUUCCAAACCAAGACGACUGCCUCAUCUCCUUCCUGCCGCUGGCUCACAUGUUUGAGAGGCUAAUUGAGUCUGUGGUGAUCUGCCAUGGAGGACGAAUCGGCUUCUAUCAGGGCGACAUCCGCCUCCUAUCAGACGACAUGAAGGUUCUGCAGCCGACCAUUUUCCCGGUGGUGCCUCGACUGCUCAACCGCAUGUACGACAAGAUUUUCAACCAGGCGAACACCCCGUUGAAGCGCUGGUUGCUCAACUUUGCUGCCAAGAGAAAAGGUGCUGAAGUCAGCAGUGGAAUCAUUCGCAGCGACAGCAUCUGGGAUAAAAUCUUUUUCAGUAAGAUUCAGGCCAGCCUGGGAGGCAGGCUGAGGAUGAUCAUUACAGGGGCAGCUCCUACCUCACCUACGGUCCUGGGUUUUCUCAGAGCAGCUCUGGGUUGCCAGGUGUACGAAGCAUAUGGCCAAACAGAGUGCACCGCAGGCUGCACCUACACCACACCUGGAGACUGGACCUCAGGUCACGUUGGGGCUCCACUUCCAUGUAACCUCAUCAAGCUGGUGGAUGUUCCUGAGAAAAACUACUUUGCAUCUAAGGGCGAAGGAGAGGUUUGUGUGAAAGGACCAAACGUGUUUAAGGGCUACCUCAAAGACCCGGAAAGAACAGCCGAGACUCUGGACACAGACGGCUGGCUCCACACUGGAGAUAUCGGCAAAUGGCUACCGAAUGGCACGUUGAAGAUUAUUGACAGGAAGAAGCACAUCUUCAAGUUGGCGCAGGGCGAGUACAUCUCCCCAGAGAAGAUCGAGAACAUCUACAUCAGGAGCGAACCUGUGGCUCAGCUCUACGUUCAUGGAGAUAGUCUGCAGUCAUGUUUGGUAGGAAUUGUGGUCCCUGACCCUGAAGUAAUGCCUCAAUGGGCCAAGAAGAGAGGCAUCCUGGGUACCUACAAGGACCUGUGUAAAAACACAGAAUUAAAGAAAGCAAUCCUUGAAGAUCUGGUGCGUCUGGGCAAAGCCAGUGGCCUUCUAUCUUUUGAGCAGGUGAAGAACAUCUAUGUCCACAAUGAGAUGUUCUCCAUUGAGAACGGCCUCCUGACUCCGACGCUAAAGGCCAAGAGACCAGAGCUGAAGGAAUUCUUCAAGGCGAAGAUCGACGAGCUCUACAGCAACAUCUGCAUGUGAAUGUGCAGCAGACCUCUGUUUUUUUUUAUUUGAGCAUUCUGACACAAAAGAUCAGCUUUGAGCAGUGACAUGCAGCGUGACAAAAAUGUGUCUCAUGAGCCUGAAAAAGCUUUGAGAACAAAAACCAAAAGUGUCCCAACAGUGGGAGAUUUAAAAUGGCUAUAAAGAGACAAAUGAAAGAGAAAAAUAAGUGACACAAGACAAUACACAAUGUCAUGCAUAUUUAUGUCUUAUUAGGGCAUUUACUGGCAAAAAAUAUUCAGAUUAUAUAA
Nematolebias whitei (Rio pearlfish) is the source of this 2399-nucleotide messenger RNA. RefSeq names its product acyl-CoA synthetase long chain family member 6 (gene acsl6). The transcript has 20 exons. The record is from RefSeq and is a predicted model, not a curated record. Bases 22 to 2127 code for a protein of 701 amino acids. Gene Ontology annotation, molecular function: arachidonate-CoA ligase activity. Gene Ontology annotation, cellular component: membrane; endoplasmic reticulum. Gene Ontology annotation, biological process: long-chain fatty-acyl-CoA biosynthetic process; very long-chain fatty acid metabolic process; long-chain fatty acid metabolic process. NCBI's taxonomy places the organism in Eukaryota, Metazoa, Chordata, Actinopteri, Cyprinodontiformes, Rivulidae.